Molecule: messenger RNA, 2668 nt
Organism: Corylus avellana
Lineage: Eukaryota; Viridiplantae; Streptophyta; Magnoliopsida; Fagales; Betulaceae
Product: Pentatricopeptide repeat (PPR) superfamily protein
Molecular function (GO): protein binding
Source: RefSeq, a predicted model, not a curated record
CUCGAUGAAUCCAGAUUCUAAUUGUUAGUUCUAAUUUUUAUGUUAAAUUGUGUUAAAAAUGUUUACUUAUAAAUGUUGAUGUUUUAGCACGAUUUGGCUGAUCGAACUCUAAUUUGCAUUCCUUUUUAUCUAUUACGCGAUCUUCCAAUUCAAGGCUUGGAAUUUCAGAAAACCAAGCUAGGGUUAGGGUUUUAGUUCUUUUAAGAUGUAUUUGAAAGAAGGGCGUUCCUUAUUGUUGAAAGUGCACAAACCUUCAGUCCCGUUUGUGCUAAACACAAACCCAAUUCCCAAUCCCAGUAAACCCCAGAUUGAACAAAACCAAUCCCUUUUUCUCAUAGAAAGCGACGUUGAAAACAGAUUAAAACGCGAGGCCGACAUCAUUUUGGCCUUGGAGUACUUCAAAUCCAUAGCCAAUUCAGGGACCUUCAAGCACACCCCAUUAACGUACCAAACCAUGAUUGAGAAACUCGGUCGGGAAAAGAAUCAAACAGAUGGUGUGCAAUACCUAUUGCACCAAAUGAAGUUGGAGGGGAUUAGAUGCUCCGAGGACUUGUUUGUGAGUGUGAUAAAGGCUUUUCAGCGAGCCGGGUUGGCCGAGCAAGCAUUGAAGAUGUUUUAUAGAAUAAGGGAAUUUGGGUGCGAGCCAACAGUGAAGAUUUACAAUCAUGUAUUGGAUGCAUUGCUUAGUGAGAAUAGGUUUCAGAUGAUUAAUCCGAUAUAUAGUAAUAUGAAGAGAGAUGGGAUGGAGCCGAAUGUGUUUACGUAUAACAUUCUCUUGAAGGCACUGUGUAAGAAUGAUAGGGUUGAUGGUGCAUGCAAGUUGCUUGAGGAAAUGUCAAAGAAGGGGUGCUCUCCGGAUGCGGUGAGCUAUACGACUAUAGUGUCCACUUUGUGUAGGCUUGGUAAGGUGGAGGAAGCGAGGGAGCUUGUGACGAGGUUCAAACCCGUUGUGUCAGUUUAUAAUGCUUUGAUGAAUGGGGUUUGCAGAGAAUACAAGUUUGAGGAGGUGUUUAAGCUGUUAGCUGAGAUGGUGGAUAGAGGGGUUGAUCCUAAUGUCAUCACGUUCUCAACUGUCAUUAGCUCUCUUUGUGAUGUGGGAAAUGUUGGGUUGUCUCUUGCAGUGAUGGCCCAAAUGUUUAGGAGAGGAUGUAGCCCCAAUAUUUACACAUGCACGUCCUUGAUAAAGGGGUAUUUCUUGGGAGGGAGACAGUAUGAAGCUCUUGAAAUGUGGAACCGGAUGAUUGGAGAGGAGUUUGUGCCCAAUGUUGUUGCAUACAACAUUCUAAUACAUGGUCUCUGCUCUUGUGGGAAUAUGGGUAAAGCUGUAUCUGUUUGUGAUGAGAUGGAGAGAAAUGGCUGUUCUCCAAAUGUGAUUACAUUUAGCACUCUCAUUGAUGGCUUUGCAAAAGCUGGAAACUUGGCUGGUGCAUCUGAGACAUGGAACAAGAUGAUAACCCAUGGUUGUCACCCAAAUGUUGUGGCAUAUACGUGCAUGGUGGAUGUUCUUUGUAGGAAUUCUAUGAUCAAUCAAGCUCAUUUUCUUAUAGAGAAUAUGACUGCUGAAGCUUGUCCUCCAAAUACGGUUACAUUUAACACUUUAUUAAAAGGGUUAUGUGGCACUGGAAGAAUGGACUGUGCUGUAAAAGUACUUGAUCAGAUGGGGAGCUACGGGUGUUCUCCUAACAUAACAACAUAUAAUGAGCUAUUGGAUGGUCUCUUUAAGGUAAAUAGAUUCAAAGAAGCUUUUGAACUUGUUAGGGAGAUGGAAGAAAGGGAGAUUAGGCUGAAUUUGGUGACUUAUAAUAUCAUUUUACGUGGAUUUUGUCAUGCUGGUAUGCCUCAGGAGACUUUGCAGCUUCUUGGGAAAAUGCUGGUCAGAGGGAUGAAGCCUGAUGCCUUCACAUACAACAUUAUAAUUUAUGCCUACUGUAAGCAGGGAAAAGUCAAAUAUGCUAUCCAAGUUUUUGACAGAAAUAGUGCAGCAGAAGCGUGGCAUCCAGAUAUAAUAGCAUACACUACUCUUUUAUGGGGAAUCUCUAAUUGGAUAGGCGUUGAAGAAGCCAUUUUUUAUCUUCACAGGAUGGUAAAUGAAGGGAUCUUCCCCAACCUUGCCACCUGGAAUGUGUUAGUCCGUUGUUUCUUUAGCAACGUAGGUCAUAUGGGGCCAAUCCACAGUCUGGAUGAUAUCCUGGCUAAUGGAUAAUACACAAAUUAUGGUGUGUUGUUUUUCAGACACGGAAUAGCAAAAGAAAUUUGGUGGCUAAAACAUAAGUCAAAUGCAACAGAUGCUCAAAAUGACUGAAUAUUCAGAUUAUUGCUGAUCUCUUUGUUGGGCAUAUGUUAGAUACAUCCAACCCAGAUUUUUGAUGAGGAUUCAUAAAGCCGACUUCAAUUAAACUGAAGAAGAAGAAUCUUGUUGUACAGAUGUUUGCAGCAGCAUAGUUUGUGUUGCUUUAAACUCCCAGAUGUUGGAUUAAAUUUAGAAGUCAAAGUGCCAGGGUGUUUUACCGACGAUUUAUCAAUUUCAUGGGCCAAAGAUUAUUGCAAACUAUGUAUUAUUUUUGCAUCAAGUGUACUGAUACGCUAGUCGCCUGCAAUGGUCAAUGUUAACAUACCAUGUAGUAUGAUUCACUGGUUAUGAUUUUGUACAUGUUAAAAGUACAUUCUA